Molecule: messenger RNA, 2589 nt
Organism: Ostreobium quekettii
Lineage: Eukaryota; Viridiplantae; Chlorophyta; Ulvophyceae; Bryopsidales; Ostreobiaceae
Source: the annotation of a GenBank genome assembly
AUGGCGCGGGACGUGGAGGUGCAUCGGAUAAUGGGCGAGGGGUCGUUCGGACAGGUUUUCGAGGGGACGUUGUCUGGAGCCAGAGGCGAGAGGCGGGUGGUGCUGAAGCGCGUCAAGAGGCGGGUCGAUGGGGCAGAGGAGAUGGGCGAGAUGGAACACGUUCUCAAUGUGUAUGCCACACGUGUGGCCAAUGGGUGCGUUGCUGACUUCAUUGGGUACUGUGGAGUUGAUGGGAGUGAAGCAAGGGGGAGGCUGACGGAGGGCUUGUGGCUGAUCUGGAAGUACGAAGGGGACCAGACACUUGCGCAUUACUUGAGGCGACGUGACUGCACAAGUGCUUUGGCCAUGGACCUUGGUGUCCCUGAGGAUACUGUCGCAUCGGUCGUCCUCAAGCAGAUCCUGCAGUGCCUGCAGGGCCUUCAUGCUGCAGGCCUUGUGCACCGUGAUGUCAAGCCAGCAAACCUGCUCCUCUGCGACAAGACCAAACAGUUUAAGUUCAUCGACCUUGGGGCGUGCGCUGACCUGCGCUCAGGGACAAAUUAUGUCCCAGAUGAAUCCAUCCUUGACCCGCACUACUGUGCUCCUGAACAGUAUGUGCUGCCAACAGAUGCACCAAACCUUGCGAAGAGCCCCCUGGCGAUGGCAAUCUCUCCCAUGCUGUGGGCAAUGCACAAGCCCGAUAGAUUCGACACCUAUUCGGCAGGCCUCAUCUUCUUGCAACUUUGCCUGCCCUCCUUGCGCACCACAAGUGCCCUCAAGUCGUUCAAUACCAGCUACCAUCGCUGCAACUAUGACAUGACAAUCUGGAGGCGGGGUGCCAGUGCCUCACAUCAGUCACCUGCCCUCGAUGUCGCUGGUGGGGCUGGUUGGAGCCUGGCAGAGGCAAUGCUGCGACCAAGGCUGAUUGAGACGGAUGAGAAUGGCGGGGUGAGGUUUGGUGAUGAUAAGUCAGCCCCAAGGAUUUCUGUGUCAGAGGCACUGAGGCAUCGCUUCUUCCAGCAGGUUGCUGGAGCUCCUCAAGAGUCUAGGCAGAGGUCCUUCCGAGCUCUCAAAGGCUUUGUUCGGAAACUCUUUGAUCUUGAAGAUAGAAUAUUGAAGCAGGCAGUUGCCACAGAGCGCCAGACAACAACUGUCAUGAAGCUCAAAGAGAAGGUGGCUGAGGGAAAGGCACAGAAAGGUGAACUGCAGAGUGCAGAGCAAUCGCUUGCUAAGAUGGAAUCCAAACUCGGAGAGCUGCAGCAGGAAUUCGAGGACACAUCUGACAAGGCCUUCAGCAUGUUUGGGCUGGUGAAGAGUUUUGGGCAAUCCUUUGGAAAGCUGCUCUCACCAACUUCAGAUUCCAGGAAGGGAGGUAAGGUCCAAAGCGGAGAAACGUUGCAGACUGCUGACUCUGCUGGGGCUGGACUGUUAGAAGAUGAUGCCUCUGCAGCAGGAAUUGACAGUAGCCCAACCACUCAGGCCCCGGCAUCUGCAGAGGAGGAGUCUGGAAUUGGGGCACAGGACAGCAAGCCAGAUACUGCCAACCUGGUCUAUGCUGGCCUGAGAUUCACAGGAUUGGCGGCACGCAUUGCUGCUGACCUGGGUUCCGCUUUGGCAUCAAGCCUCAAAGUUGAAUCAGGGAAAAUGAUCGCUGAGCUGGAGAAAACCGCCCAAGCCAAGAAGCACCGCAAGAAGAUCGAACUGGAGUACAUGGAAGCCCUCCGCUCGAUGUAUCCACCUGUGACUGGGACCACCGAGUGGGCUGUGGUGCAGAGGCAGCUGGGAGCCCAGCCAUGCUUCCUUGCAGUCGAAGCUCCCCGCCGGGAGACCAUGUUUGAGGCCUACAAACUGGCGCUCAGGAAAAAGGAGGCAAAUGCUCGCAAGGCUGCUGAAGACGCAUUAAGGGCCCUGUACGAAGAGAUUGGGAUCGGUGCUGAGUCCACCUGGGCUGAAGCUCAACAAAAGGUGAAGCUGGAUGAGCGGUUCCUUGCUGUCAAAGAAGCAGAAGUUCGCCGCAGCAUAUUCGACGAAGUGGUGUCCAAGCAAAGAGAUGCUUUCGCUGAGCAGAGGAUGAUGGAGCAGAGAGAGCAGGAGUUUAGGGUACUUUUGAAAGAGCUCAGAGACCCCCCGAUCUCAUCUUCAUCAAUUUGGUCCCGGGUGAAGCGACAAAUAUUCACCGACCCUCGCUACCAGGCGGUUGCCGAGCCCCGCAGGCGACAGCUGUUCAGCGAGUACCAUGCCAUCGUCGUCGAGGUGGAGGCGGAGGAGAAGGCGAUGAGGGAAGCACGGCAGGCAGAGGAGGAGGCCAAGAGGGAGGCCCAGCGUGAGGAGAGGGAUCGAGCCAUUGCGGCACGAGCGGCUGAGGAGAGUGGGGAUGAAGCUGGGGACGAGGCCAUGUCCCGCCUGCAACAAUUGCGGCAGGAGCAGGCUCGCCUGAAGGAGGAGUACAACAAGAUGGCCGAACGACUGCGCGAGAUGGAGAAAAGGCUUGGGGAGAGGGAAGUGAACACAGCAGAGAGCGACGAGCGUGGAGCUGGCUCAAUCGGUGCCAGCAUGGAUGCGUCAAGCCACUCGACGAGCGGGACCAAUGGCAAUGGCAAUUUCCCGUGA